CAACGUUCCAUUUUUUUUCAAACGGCUACUUUUUGCGCUCUCUCUACACUACACUCUCUUUCUGAAAGCUCUCCCCCCCCUUCUAUCUCUUCCCUUUCUCUAUUUCAAAUCACGCGCUCUAGUUCUUCCAAGGGUUUCAUCAAACCCUUAAAUCUUUUCACAAUUCUCUCCACGAAUCUCGAUAUCUUCGUCGUUGGGUAGUUGAUUCGCAGAUAGCAAAGUCAUAUUUUCUUGCCACAACAAAAUCCCAUUUAUUCUUCGGAUAGGUAACACAGCCUCCAGAUUAGAAAAUCGACAGAAGCCCUAAUUUAUUGCUCCAUCAGCCUUUUUUGCAGGAAAUAAUUGUUUCAGCAUGUCUAAUCUCCAAACUGAUCAACUUCUGCAAAUGGAAACAACUUGUGGAUCUCUACUAUAUGAACUUCAGAUCAUAUGGAAUGAAGUUGGAGAGUCUGAUGCUGAAAGGGAUAAAAUGCUGCUCGAGUUGGAACAAGAGUGUCUAGAGGUAUACCGGAGAAAGGUAGAUCAGGCAAACCGGUGCAGAGCACAGCUACGGCAAGCAAUUGCCGAUUCUGAGGCAGAACUUGCAACCAUUUGCUCAGCAAUGGGUGAGCGACCAGUGCAUAUCCGGCAGUGUGAUCAGAGUGCUGUGAGCUUAAAGGAAGAGCUUAAAGCCAUUAUUCCACAACUGGAAGAGAUGCAGAAAAGGAAAUGUGAUAGAAAGAAUCAAUUUCUUGAAGUUCUUGAACAUAUACAGAAAAUCUCAAAUGAGAUUGGCAGAUCAACUGAUAAUCCAUCCAAAGUAGUUGUUGAUGAAACUGAUUUGUCAUUGAGAAAACUUGAAGAGUUGCACCAACAGUUGCAUGCUCUUCAAAAAGAAAAGAGUGAUCGCCUGAAACAGGUCCUUGAUCACCUAAAUACUCUAAACUCACUCUGCUUGGUGCUUGGCAUGGAUUUCAAGCAAACGAUUAAUGAGGUUCACCCCAGUUUAGAUGAUUCUGAAGGAACAAAGAACAUAAGUAAUGAUACAAUAGAAAGGCUGGCCUCUGCAAUACAAAGGCUAAGGAAGGUCAAGAUUGAGAGGAUGCAGAAGUUGCAAGAUCUUGCCACUACCAUGUUGGAGUUGUGGAAUUUGAUGGAUACACCAAUAGAAGAGCAGCAGAUUUUUCAGAAUGUGACCUGUAAUAUAGCUGCUUCAGAACAUGAAAUAACUGAGCAAAAUACUCUUUCUGUGGAAUUCAUUAAUUAUGUUGAGGAGGAAGUUUCUAGGCUUGAAGAUUUGAAAGCUAGCAAGAUGAAAGAACUUGUCCUGAAGAAGAGAUCAGAGUUGGAGGAAAUUUGCAGGCGGACACACCUGGUGGCAGAGGCUGAUGGUGCAAUGGAAUAUGCAAUUGAAGCUAUCGAGUCUGGAGCUGUAGACCCUGCUAGCAUUCUGGAACAGAUCGAACUGCAAAUUGCAAGGGUCAAAGAGGAAGCAUUUAGCAGGAAAGAGAUACUGGAGAAGGUUGAGAAAUGGUUGACUGCAUGUGAAGAAGAGAGCUGGCUUGAGGAAUAUAACAGGGAUGACAACCGUUACAAUGCUGGAAGAGGUGCACAUCUUACAUUGAAGCGAGCUGAGAAAGCUCGUGCUAUAGUAAACAAACUUCCUGCAAUGGUGGAUGCUUUGGUAUCAAAAGUCACAGCAUGGGAGAGAGAAAGAGGCAUUGAGUUUGCAUAUGAUGGUGUUCGGCUUCUAUCUAUGCUUGAAGAAUAUAAUAUUUUAAGGCAAGAGAAAGAACAAGAACGCAAAAGGCAGCGGGAUCAGAAGAAACUCCAAGGACAACUAAUUGCAGAGCAGGAGGCACUGUUUGGGUCAAAGCCAAGCCCAAUGAAGCUCCAGAGUGGAAAAAAAGGUCCUAGAAUGUCAACAGGAGGUGCAAGUAGUAGAAGACUCUCACUGGGUGGAGCAAUGUUGCAAACUCCUAAACCCGAUCUAUCUCAUUCUACAAAGGCUACUCCACGCCUACGCCCAAACAAGAAGUCUGACUUGCUAAGCCACAAUCAGGAUGAUAGUUUUGCAGCUUUAUCUGCAGGCAGAAGAGGCUUGGAUGUUGCUGGUCUGCCAGUAAAGAAACACUCCUUCAAUGCCAGUGAAAUUGAAUCACCCAUGAAGCGAAAGCCCUUCUCUCCUGUCUCUUCUGCAAUGUUGUCCAAGGUCAAUAACACAACAAACUUCCUGGAAGAUCUGAACAAGGUACAUGGUGGGACUUUGCAGAAAACACUCCCAAGCAACAAUACACCAUUGACUACACCUUCCAAGUUGUCUACUGUUACUGAUGAUGAUGAGAACAGGACCCCCAAGGGGAUGCCAAUUCAUAUGCCCAGUACUCCUUCAACCAUUUCUGUACACAUGCAGACGGCCACCACACCAGCCCCUGCCACCAGGCCCACCACCACUGCCACCGUCCUUUUUGGUGCUAAAACAAUUGAAGAGGAGUAUGAAGAAGAAGUCGAGUACUCGUUCGAGGAGCGAAGAGCUGGUUUUGUUCUUCCCAAAACGCUCAUUAAAACAAUAGUACAAGCUUGAAAUCAAAUGUAGGCAUCUUUGAUGCACCUACUGGUUUUAGAUUUCAUUUGGUUUUAGAUUUCAUUUGUGGAUUUGAAAAAAGUCAAUUGUAAUUGGCUUGUGCGUUUGUGUACAUAGUCUACGAACUCUAUUUGUGGACAAGGAUAGAAUUUCAGAUAUAAGCUUGGCUAUCACUUCACUUUUUAGCAA
Nelumbo nucifera (sacred lotus) is the source of this 2752-nucleotide messenger RNA. It is a transcript of the gene PLE, whose product is annotated as Microtubule associated protein (MAP65/ASE1) family protein. Gene Ontology annotation, biological process: microtubule cytoskeleton organization. The record is from RefSeq and is a predicted model, not a curated record. Gene Ontology annotation, cellular component: spindle; cytoplasm. NCBI's taxonomy places the organism in Eukaryota, Viridiplantae, Streptophyta, Magnoliopsida, Proteales, Nelumbonaceae. Gene Ontology annotation, molecular function: microtubule binding.